AUGAGCGAUUUCCGAAGCACUCAUGAUAGCAAAAUCGAUUCAGACUUUGAUGCUGGCCUCUCUGAUAGGGAACCGACACAAAACCCGGGAGAAGCACCACCAGACACUGAAGGAGAAGAAGAGGAUCCCGAAGAAAUCUGGGACGGGACAGAGCCAGCGAUCGAAGAUCUCAUCCAUCUGGACAAUACUCACUGCAGAGCCAACUUCAUCGGGCCAACAGUGGAGACAGAACACGAUCUCUUAGUCUGUGGAAAGGCAACCCGGCAUAUGAAUGGGGAAUCUGUCUUCCAUGGCAAGCGAAAUGGAUUCCGAUGCUCCGAGGAGAAGAUGGAGGCGCGCCUUUGUCUUGAUCAUGUCAGGCUCUCGGAUGACGAUUACCCACGAAGCAGUGGAGUGGACGAGAGCGAAGUGGAGUCAGAAAGAGAGACAGACGAAUAUCAGUCAUGUAUGGAUAAGAUUGCGGCAGAGAUUGCAAGAUUGGAACAGGUGUUGGGAUAUGACGAAAUAUGA
Cylindrotheca closterium is the source of this 510-nucleotide messenger RNA. NCBI's taxonomy places the organism in Eukaryota, Bacillariophyta, Bacillariophyceae, Bacillariales, Bacillariaceae. The record is from the annotation of a GenBank genome assembly.